UAUUUGAUAGACCCCUUCGGCUGUUGCGAAACCCAAUUGAAACUCCUACUCCUGCACUCAACAUAACAUAAUCUUGGCAGGGGAGGACUCAGAUUUCACAACCUUUAUAUACUUCAUACUUCCCAUACACAUCUGUUAUCAGUUUCUAAGUUUGUCUCUAUUUGGGAUCUACAUCAUUGAGGAGAAAUGGGGAAUGUUUUCGUGAAGAAACCAAAGAUCACGCAAGUAGAUAAAGCCAUCCUCUCUCUCAAAACCCAGAGGCGUAAGCUUGCUCAAUACCAACAGCAGCUAGAAGCUGUCAUUGAAGCAGAGAAGCAAGCUGCAAAAGACUUGCUUCGUGAAAAGAAGAAAGACAGGGCAUUGUUAGCAUUGAAGAAGAAGAAGGUUCAAGAAGACCUAUUGAAGCAAGUUGAUGGUUGGCUUAUCAAUGUUGAGCAGCAAUUGGCAGAUGUUGAGCUGGCAAGCAAGCAAAAAGCUGUAUUUGAGAGUUUGAAGGCCGGAAAUAAUGCAGUUAAAGCAAUACAAAGUGAGAUAAACCUUGAUGAUGUUCAAAAACUGAUGGAGGAUACUGCUGAGGCAAAAGCUUAUCAAGAUGAAAUCAGUGCCAUCUUGGGAGAGAAGCUGUCAGCUGAAGAUGAAGAGGAAAUUUUAGCAGAAUUCGAGAAUCUAGAGACUCAGAUAACCAUUCAAGAUCUGCCUAAAGUUCCUUCAGCAGCACCAUCUACUGAAGAACCAGAAGAGGAGCUGGAUCUUCCUGAUGUGCCAACCAAAGCACCAGCCAUCCCUCAGGCAACAACAGAAUCAUCAGAAAUUUCUGCACAUAGAAAAGUUAUGGAGGAGCCAUUACCAGCUUGAUCUGGUGGAUGUUCUACUAGCUGCUACUGCAUGCAAACCCCACUAAACUAGGAAAUAUUUUCCUAGUGAUGAAGGAUUUCACAGGCCUUACUCCUGGCAGCGUCAGUGGAUGUAAAUUUAUGUAACAACAUUGGAUCAUAAUUUUCAUAGAUUCAUGGUAAUUGUGCAUUAUAUUUCCAAGUUUUGGGAUGAUGUAUAUUUCGUCAUUUCGCUGUGUACAGUCGUUUUUGUUCUCAUUGAUGAGAUUUUGUGUAAUUAAGUCCUGCUAAUACAUGCGACUUAUUUUUCUCGUUUUGCUGUAAUUUUCAAGAAUCUGAUGCUUACUAGAGA
Molecule: messenger RNA, 1185 nt
Organism: Sesamum indicum (sesame)
Lineage: Eukaryota; Viridiplantae; Streptophyta; Magnoliopsida; Lamiales; Pedaliaceae
Product: vacuolar protein sorting-associated protein 20 homolog 2
Biological process (GO): late endosome to vacuole transport via multivesicular body sorting pathway; vesicle budding from membrane
Cellular component (GO): multivesicular body; ESCRT III complex
Source: RefSeq, a predicted model, not a curated record